CGUUCAGAUUGAAAUCGUCUGAUGAUCCAGAUUGCUUUACCGCGGGAGAGCAAUUCCUAUAAUAUCGGACCUCUUAAUGGAAACAUAUAAAUAUUUUAAAAUAAUCAGUGCAUAAAGGAAAGCUCUACGAUGUUGGCUGAAAGUGUUGCCUUUGUCAACAAAUUUCAGGGAGGUGCAGAUGAGGAGCAUAAUAUAUUUGAAUGUAGACUUUUUCUUGGAAGACUGGUUCAAGAUUACCUGACAGACUUUCACAAAUUUUCACAGAUGUUGGAAAAGUCAUCCAACAGCAUAGAGUGUCACAUGCCCCUCAAGUGCUGUGCCCUGCUUCUACGCCACUGCAGCGAGGUUUUCUUGCCUGCACCUGUCACCCACUCCGCGGACACGCCUCCUCUUGACAGGGGACCAACCAAUGAUGAAGACACUACAUACGUCACUGAUGCAGGGUUUCUGUGGUGGUACGUGUCUCGAAUCACUGUGCUGCUAGGGCAGUUCAAUUGUAAGGAGAUACACGAGUUGACCCGGGACACUAUUGUGCAACUUCUACAGGCGGUCAAGGCGCGAGAUUCGUACGAGUACAGCAGAUUGCUCAGAGAACUUGUUAUUUUUGUCGCAGAUUUGGUUCAGAUCAAUGAACAGAUGGUUGAGAUGCAAAUAGAAUCGGCAAUCGUUCAUCGCUUCCAGGUUAAUAUGGACCAAGUGUGCAGAAGUCUAUUUGAACAACACCAUAGGCAGUCCCCCUGUGCUGUCACAUUGACCAGAGCAGAUUUCAGCCUGUCAGAUCAAGAAACUUGUGAACAGAUGCUGAUCAACCUUUUGCGUGUGCUGAUGCGUGUGGCUGGAGAUGUAUGUGGGUUUUGUCUGGAGAGUCAGGUCAUGGCCCUUGCUGCCGGGGCCUGCUGUCUGCUCGAGAUCGGAGAAAUAGACAUGAAAAUGGAGAGUUUGCAACUGCUAGCAGUGUUAGUUAGGGAUUGCAGAUUAAUGAUGAAAGAUUCUGAACUCUGUGACUACCUCCUUGACACUGUGCUCUCUGUAGUACAACUGCUGUGUACAGGACUACCCAGGGUGCAUGAUCUCAGUGACAGUGACUGGUGUGAGUUUGAGCGCUGUACUGGCCACUUCCUGGUUGUCCUUGUGGAGCAGUGCAGCUGUGAGUGUUAUGGUCUGGAGAGCACUGCCCUGAGCGAGGUGUUGGUGCGUCUGGGGGACAUCCUUGGGUUGGAGGGGAUGGGCAGGUUGAGGACUGACUAUUUACAGGCAGCCCUGCACAGGCUCGUUGGCCUGAUCCUGGACAAGCUGUCCCUCGACUACCAGAGGAGCCUCACCUGCAGGCCACACAUCAGAAGGCUCGUGAGCGCCCUCAUCACACAGAUUGGCUGCUCGACAAACCUUCAGUAUGUGGUGAGCCCCCUGGUAAAAGUCAUCCUGAGUGAGCUCUCCACCCUCCUGCCAACCGCAGAAACCACAACUGCUGUGACAACCGGCACUGGUAACAACACACCAAAGCCAGGAAAUAAGCAUUCAAAAAGGAAAUUGGAUGAAUCAAGUGUGCCAGUGCCCAAGCUGAAUAAGAUGAGUAUGACAUACCAAGAGCUCCACUCCAAACUGGAGGACCUCCUGCAACAGCCGCUCCAGGGUUCUGUGAGCCGGAAGGCUGAGGGUGUUCAGAUCAUCAUGGAGCUCAUCACUUCCUGUGUCCAGCUGGUGCCAAAAUCCAACGCUCGGUUUUUUAAAGAGCUUGGGAAGCUGUCCAGCUGGUUAAGUAAUGAAAAUCUCCAGCAGAUCUUUGGCUUUCUGUUCAGAGCUUUGCAGCACCUGACAGAGUCAAGUACAGCAGAUGAGAUGAACAUGGUGUACCUGAGCGUCCUGAAGACAGUGGGUGCCCUGCUAGCAGUACAAGACAGUGCUGACUUGGAAAAUGACCUAUACCAAAGCCUGGGCUGGAUUGCAUCAUUGCCAUGGCUGCUGAAUGAUCCAUCAUGGAUAGAUUUGAAGCCAACAAACACACGUGACAUAGUCAAGAUAUCUUGCAUAGUUGUUCCAAAAUUAGGUGUGGAGAGCAGCAGUGAGUGUUUACUUGUGCUGGCCCUGCUGCCCAAGGAGGUUGUACACAAGUGGAGAGUGCAUGUCUUCAGGCAGGCCAUGUGUGAAAGUGAACCAUGCAUAAAGAGAGCAGCCAUUUUGGCUUUCCCUCUUCUGUUGUUCAACCUGGGACCAAAUGCCAACCACCUGGUUUAUGACCUUUUACACCCGAGUGUACAGGAGAAGGAUGUGUCUGUGCAUGCUGUUCUGGCCUGUGUUGCUGGCCCACUGGCCUGUGUGGUUAGCAGGAAGGCGCUGGUUCAUAGAGACUGCCAUGUAUCUGGUAGUUUGCCUUUGUACAAAAGGAUCAGAGUGGAGUGCCUCUCAUGUGACAGUUGUGCCUUAUCUGAUGUGACAGCUAGUCCCCGGGAGAGGCCUCGUCUGGUGGAUGCCAACAUGUUCCUGCCAUUUCUACAGUUGGUUUCUUCAGAGGAGGCACAUAUAAGACUAGCUCUGGUAGGCAGUAUGCGGCGGAUGUUUGGUCACGUUGGAGUUCGCAAGAACAACCCGGCCUCAAUCAACAUUUUCAACCAAGCCCUCGGGCUGAUGGAAGAUGACAACUACGAUAACAGGGUCACCUUCAGCAAGGUGAUAGAGCACCUGCUGAAAGAGCAGACGUGUGAGGACGUUGACAACGCCAACAAGCUGAUCCUAACCAAGCUUCGUGAGGCCUUCAUACGCGCCAAGGCAGACGGCAACACUCGUGUUCAGGAGACCUUACUGCUCACCAUAGCACAGCUUGGCCGUGUGUCAGAAGGCGAUGUGCUUGUGGUGGUGAUCAUCAACCUAUUGGAAAGCAUGUUGUCCCCCCAGCCUCAGGUGGCUGCAGUUGCAUACAUGCAGUUGAAGGAUAUCGCGGAUCACAAGAAGACAAAGACCCAGAAUCUGUUCAUGCGUUGCCGGCGUGAUGUGUGCAAGUUCUUGGUGGAUGCCAUGCAUGAUGCCCAGAGUGGCAGCAUGGGCAAGUCAGGGGAGGAGAUACUGUCUGAGGUUGCAAGCGUCCUGGGCUUUCAAAACAUAAAGGCAUUCCUCUCGGGCACAGAGAAAUUUGUUGUGCCGUACCUGGUUAGCAAGCGGUCUGUGGCUGCCUCCAAUCUCAUCAAGAUGGUAGCAACACAACUGGAGGUUGCAAGUCGUAGUAAGUUGCUGAUCAACAACACAAAGUAUGUGUUCUCAUACCUGGUGAGAACCAAACCGGACAUGACUGAUCUGCAGACAGCCAUACAGUAUCUUCAGAAGGAGACCGGCUUUGAUCUGCCUAACCUCCUGCGUAUCAAUUUCCAGCAGGUGCACAAUGAACUGCUACUGCAUCUGAGUACCAGCUAUUCCCAAGUGUUCAACGGCCUGAAGAUGCUGUCGAUGAAUGAUGAGGAUUUCAAGAGUGGCCCCAUCUCAACAAGUGAGGAGAUGGCAGCCUACCUGCAGCCCCGCAUACUGGGGGUCCUUGCACACUUUGAUUCACAGCUUCUGAACUCCAGUCUACCCAUGGAGGAAAAGAGGCCUGUACUGGACAGCCUUAUCUCAAUUAUGCGGCUGAUGGGAUCAAAGAUCAUCAGUGGUAUCCGCCACAAGGUGAUGAGCACCUUGCGUAUCGGGCUUGAGAUCAACGACAGUGUUUUCAAGGAAAUCUCAUGUAGAGCAUGGAAUUGCUUUGUACGCAGCCUGGAAUUGCCAUUUCUGGGCCAGAUGCUUCCACAGAUUGUGGCAACUCUGCUGCCUCUCCUACAAGAGCUCCCCAAGCAUGUGGCCACCAUCAUCCACUACAUGAUUGUGGAAAACAGGGCCAGUCUAAAGGACCAUUUCAAUGAUGUGUACUUCCUGCCUGACAUCCCGGAGCUGGCUGACGCCAAUUCAAUACUCAAGAACCACACAGAUGUCCUCUCAAGCCAGCUGGAUUUCCGCAGCCAUGUGAAUCACUCUCUGCGUGGCAUACAGCAUGAGAGCCUGGAUGUGAGACUCCAUGCCCUCUCCAAGCUGAAGAGCAUGCUUAAAGAGAAGCAGCUUUCAUUUGCUCAGUUGGUGAUGGAAAAUGAGACAGCUGACUCUUUGGUGUCAAAACUCAUUUCUGUGCUGUUGAAGGGAUGCCGGGAGCCAGAUAUUAGAGCCCAGCGCCUGUAUGCAGAAUGCCUGGGGCUGUGUGGAGCCAUUGAUCCUGGUCGCCUUGAACUAGCUGCUAACAAUCAAGAAGCAGAAAGGGCCAACUUUCAGUAUAGCAUCCACAAGGAUACGUUUGCUGUGGCGUUGAUUAAUGAGGUGGUGAAGUCGUACUUGGCGGCCACAGAGCCGAGGAUCCAGGACUGCUCGGCCCUCGCCCUGCAGGACUUGCUCUCCAUCUACACCAUCUCUGACACUAGCACUGACGAGCGCAUUAACAAACUGUGGAGCCAGUUCAGCAGCCAUGUCAAGGAGAUCCUUCUACCUUUCAUGAGUACCAAAUACAUUUUGGCUCCCACUCAAAAUAACUGGUCGAACCUUCAGAAACCAAUUUAUGGAUCAAAGAAAGGCAACUCUUUUAAGGACUGGGUAUCCACUUGGACAGGGUAUCUUUCUUCAAAGGUGCUGGAGGAGAGUAAGGCACAUCGUGUGUUCAAAGCGUGCAGUGCAGUGAUAAAGUUUGACCUCCACAUUGCCCUCUACAUUCUGCCCUAUGUGGUCUUCCAUGUGCUCCAGGACGGCUCAAGCCAGGACAUUGAUGAGGCUGUGGGGGAGAUCAUUGAGGUUCUUACACAGGUGACAUGCAUGGACAGCAAGAACAAGGGAGACAACCUGCACCACAUGAGUGCCCAGACCAUCUUCUCUGUCCUUGAUUACCUCACCAAGUGGAAGUACCUCAGCCUGCAGAUAGGCACAGCAGAACCUAACAGUAAAGAGUGGCGAGGUCGUGUGGAAGAGUUUUUGUACAAGAUACCACAGGACAAGCUGGCACAAGCCUCAUUCCGCUGCAAAGCCUACACCCGCGCCCUCAUGCACCAUGAACUGCACAUUAGAGACAAGGCACAGCUCUCCAAAGAGGAGCUGGACUUCAUGCAGAGGCUGUAUGUUGAGCUGGAUGAGCCAGAUGGGGUGCAGGGUGUGGCAGCCAUCCGUAUGUCCGCACCCUCCUUACAGGAGCAGAUACUCACAUAUACAGGCAGGCAGGGUUGUCAGAUAGAGCUGCAGGUGUGCUAUGAGCAGGCCCUCCAGGCAGAGCCAGAUGAGUUGAGCCAUCACCAAGGCCUGCUGCGCUGCUUCAUGGACCUCAGUCAGCCCUCUCUGGCCCUGCAGCAUGCCUCUGGGGUCAUCAGCAACAGGGUUUUGAAGGACGAUUGUAAAGCCUGGAGUCUUCAGCUUCUGCCCUUCCAGGUGGAGGCAUCAUGGAAACUGGGCAACUGGGCUGACCUGCACAACUACAACAUGAAGGAUCUUUCCAGCAGGAGUUGGUCUGUCAUGCUUGGAAGAAUUUUGCUGGCUGCCAGAGCUAAGAAGGAAGAUGAGUUCCUGCAGCAUCUGCAGAUAGCGCGACAGGAGCAGGUGGGGCCAUUGUCCGCAGCCAGCAUGGAGAUGGGAUCCUACCAGCGAGGAUAUGAACACAUUGUCAGGCUGCACCAGCUGUCAGAGAUAGAGGAAAGUGUGCGAGUGCUGCUGGGUUUCCCUGGCAACGGAGCGCAGGAUGAUGUGGGCUUUCGUGGGGAACACUUGCUGGCACACUGGCGCAUGCGAGUCAAAAUGAUGCAGUCUUCAUUCCGUAUCCAAGAGCCAGUGCUGACGAUGCGUCGCACCCUCAUGUCACUGAGCCAGGAGCAAGGCAGAGACCUUCAUCUUGACCUUGAGAAAGAGAUUGGACACAGUUGGCUGGACAGCGCCAAGACGGCUCAGAAGACUGGUCACCUACAAUCCGCUGCCCGGUUUCUACUGCAGGCCAGUGAGUUUGGCUUGCCGGAAUUCUGCCUGCACAAGGCCAAAUGGCACUGGGAGAAGGAUGAGCAUGAGCAGGCUCUGUCCCUUCUAGAGCAGCAGAUGACAGUCCAUUUCCCCAACAUAGCCCUCAUCAAGGCUGACAACUCUGAGGCAGGCAAGGCAACACGAAGAGUCUAUGCUAAGGCCCUGUUGCUGUAUGGCCGAUACAGCGAGGAGACCUCUCGUAUGGAGAGCAAUGCAAUUGUAAAACAGUACAAGGAGGUGAUAGACAUCGCCCCUGACUGGGAGCAGGGCUACUUCUAUCUGGGCAAGUACUUCGACAAGAUCAUGACCUCCGUACUUGAUGACAAAGAUAGCAUGGACAAGGUCAAACAAGGGGAGUUUUUACUACAUGUAGUGAAGAACCUUGGCACCUCCCUGCGUUAUGGCAACACAUUCAUCUAUCAGUCAUUACCACGGUUACUGAGUCUAUGGCUUGAUUUUGGGUCUGCAGUCGUUGAGCAGGAGAAGAGAGAGAUGGCCAAGCCGUCCCCAUCAUCAACACUGCAAAAGAACAGGACUAUACUGGCUAAACUCAACAAUAUGGUGGGUACAUUUGGCAAGACAUUGGCUGCCUAUCAGCUGUUCUUUACAUUCUCCCAGCUGACCUCCCGUAUCUGCCACGCCCACCAAGAGGUUUUUGAGGUACUCAAGACGAUCAUCGCCCGCCUGGUGGUGGCAUUCCCUCAUCAGGCUCUCUGGCUCCUUAUGGCUGUUUCCAAGUCCUCCAACAGUAACAGAGCAAACAGAAGUCAGGAAAUCUUUGCCACAGUACGGGAGUUGAAGCCAGAGCUGCAGAAGAUGAUACAGGACUACACGAAGCUCACAGAGCGCCUCCUGGAACUCUGUGAGAAGGACAUCCCCUCUGGCAAACUCAUCACUAUCAGUCAGUACUUCAGGUCACUCAAACGACUCUUUGAGGACAGUUCAUUCAGUGAGAUCCUGGUGCCCCUCCAGUGCCUGAUGACAGUGAAUCUGCCUCUCUGCUCAGACACCAGCAUGGAGCAUGAUCCCUUUCCAGCCAACCUUGUCUACAUCAGAGGCUUUGAUGACAAUGUGGAGAUCCUUUCAUCUCUCCAGAAGCCCAAGAAAAUCACACUGAAGGGAAGUGAUGGGGGGAACUAUGUAAUGAUGUGCAAACCAAAGGAUGACUUGAGGAAGGACUGCCGGCUGAUGGAGUUCAAUGGCAUUGUUAACAAGUUCUUACGCAAGGACCCUGAGUCAAGAAAGAGAUACCUCUACAUCAGGACAUACACUGUGGUGCCCCUAAAUGAGGAGUGUGGACUGCUGGAGUGGGUGCCCAACACACGGGGCCUGCGACACAUCCUCGACACCCUCUACAAGGAGCGAGGCAACCGCAUGACCCACACAGAAAUACGUGCAGCCAUGCCAACACUGCAGGCCUCCAAGGAGGAAAAGUUAAAGGCAUUCAAAACCAAGCUGUUACCACGACAUCCACCUGUUUUUGGGGAAUGGUUCCUAAGGACCUUCACUGACCCAACCUCAUGGUACAAUGCAAGGCUGGCAUACUGUAAGACAGUGGCAGUAAUGUCCAUGGUGGGCUACAUACUGGGCCUGGGAGACCGACACGGAGAGAACAUCCUCUUUGACUCGACCUCGGGAGACUGUGUGCACGUAGACUUCAACUGUCUUUUCAACAGGGGUGAGACAUUUGAGUGGCCAGAGAAAGUUCCAUUCCGACUAACCCAUAACCUCAUCCAUGCCAUGGGACCACUGCGCUUGGAAGGCAUCUACAGGCGAACAUGUGAGGUUACACUGCGAGUCAUGAGGAAGGAAUCAGAACCACUCAUGAGCGUUUUGAAGCCGUUUAUCUAUGACCCCCUUGUGGAGUGGAGCAAGCCAGUGCGGGGCCAGAGACAGGCACCCAUACAGAGCACAGGGGAAAUCACCAAUGAACAGGCAAGGACCCAUGUGCACUCCAUUGAGGAGCGUCUUCAGGGCAUCAUGAGCAAGGGAACCAAGCGCAGUGGUCUGGCUCUGUCUGUGGAGGGGCAGGUGAACCACCUCAUCCAGGAGGCCACUGACGAGAAUAACCUCGCUCAGAUGUUCAUAGGCUGGGCUGCCUACAUGUGAAUUCUCCUCUCCCAUAUAUUCUUGAAAAGUUAUGUUGCACCCUGCAACUUUUUCUUGAUUAUAUCAUGGCUUUGCAGGUUUUUGCCAAACUGUUAGUGUAUAAGCUAUACUAGAUUUAACAGGUAUGUUUGAAUGUUGCCAGUUUUCUCUUUAAAGACAUGUGUUCGAACGCAUAUGUGUUGUCUGUUGUUUAUACUGUUGGCUGUGUGCUUAAUGGGGAAUGUAUUCACCUACGGACUCUUAGUCUUAAGUAAAGAAUAUUAAUUAAACGGGAAUGUUCUAAAGCUGCUUUAAAGUUAUAUUAAGCAUUUCUGUGAACACAAUAAAUAAGAUUAUUCAUUUUAGCCUGUAAAUAUUCAAACUCUGAAUCGUGUUUUCUCAGUUCUAAGUCUGUUCUGUAUUCUUAAGUGUUAGAAUGUGUUGAUGAAUACAGGCCCAGGACCCAUACCUGGUGAUUGUCUGUUUUGCUCAUUUGAGCACAUCAUGCUCAUGUUGAGCUUUUGUCCGUCGAGGGUCGCUAACAUUUUUUUGAUAACGCUUAUUUUCCAAUCUUUAUCAAAUUUGGUCACAAUAUUGUCCCAAUUAGGUAAUAAAAACACUAGGUGAAAUUUAAAAAAUUAUAUUGUUAGGUUUUGGAGUGAGUCACAUUUAUAGUCGAUUCUUCAUGAAGCUUGGUCAAAUCAUUUGUUCUAAUGUCAUGAUGUAUCAGCUGAGUUCAAAAAUGGGUCCAGUUCGACGAAAAUCAUGGCUGCCAGAAGACGGGGCAGUUUACCUUAGAUGGCUAUAAUGAAACAUUGUUAACACUCGAGAAGUCACAUUUUUGUCCAAUGUUCAUGAAAUUUUGUCAGAAGAAUUGAUCCUAUGAUAGCUCGGCCGAAUUAGAAAAUGAUUUUUUUUAAACAUUUCAGAAAGGGGGCGGGUCAGUUUUCCGUUUAUGGUUUUAGUGAAAUCUUGUUAACACUAGAAGUCACAUUUUAGUCCAAUCUUCAUGAAACUUAGUCGCGGUCAAUUAUAUGGCCAUUGUGAAAUCUUAUUAAGGCUCUUUUUGGCCACAUGUAUGGUGAAAUGUUCUUGAAACUUGGUCAGAAUAUGUGUCCCAAACACAUCUCAGCUGAGUUUGAAACUGUGUCAAAAAUCAGUUACGAAGUAAAAUUAACAAGAAUUAUGUUUAAAAAAUGUAUUCGGCGUAUAUAAUGACUUAGAAAUAAAGAAAGAAAAUUUA
Molecule: messenger RNA, 9331 nt
Organism: Dreissena polymorpha
Lineage: Eukaryota; Metazoa; Mollusca; Bivalvia; Myida; Dreissenidae
Product: serine/threonine-protein kinase ATR-like
Exons: 66
Coding region: 130-8109 (2659 amino acids)
Biological process (GO): protein phosphorylation; DNA damage checkpoint signaling; telomere maintenance
Cellular component (GO): nucleus
Molecular function (GO): protein serine/threonine kinase activity; protein binding
Source: RefSeq, a predicted model, not a curated record